Daucus carota subsp. sativus is the source of this 3401-nucleotide messenger RNA. RefSeq names its product calmodulin-binding transcription activator 4. Gene Ontology annotation, biological process: regulation of transcription by RNA polymerase II. The transcript is spliced from 13 exons. The record is from RefSeq and is a predicted model, not a curated record. The coding region runs from base 235 to 3219 and encodes 994 amino acids. Lineage: Eukaryota; Viridiplantae; Streptophyta; Magnoliopsida; Apiales; Apiaceae. Gene Ontology annotation, molecular function: protein binding; double-stranded DNA binding; transcription coregulator activity. Gene Ontology annotation, cellular component: nucleus.
AGGGGAUGUGUGGGGCGCGUUACACAUUUGUUUUGGCCGUUUCCUUCCUGGUAAUAACACAACAGCGUCUUCUCAAGCUCAACUCAACAUAAACAAAUAAUAAUAGCCCAAUUAUAAUUGAAUUUAUGAUGAUCAUCUCUAACUCAACUUAUAAUUACCCUCAACUCCUCCCCUUGUUCUGAUCUCUCCCCUUCUGAGUAGACUGAGUGUCUUUUCACUACAACAACUAGCAUCAUGAUGAUGCAACACUCAGGUUACAACCUUAGUGAUUUGGUCCAAGAAGCCCAACACCGGUGGUUAAAGCCCCCGGAAGUUCUUUUUAUUUUGAAGAAUUAUGAGGAUAGCCAGCUCACUGAUAAGCCCCUUCAAAAGCCACCUGGUGGAUCGCUCUUUCUCUUUAACAAAAGGGUUCUUCGAUAUUUUCGUAAAGACGGUCAUAGCUGGCGCAGGAAGAAGGAUGGAAGAACAGUUGGAGAAGCACAUGAACGCUUAAAGGUUGGAAAUGCUGAAGCUUUAAAUUGUUAUUAUGCACAUGGAGAGCUAAAUCCUAAUUUUCAAAGGCGUAGUUACUGGAUGCUAGAACCGGCAUAUGAGCACAUUGUUCUUGUUCAUUACAGGGAUAUAACGGAGGUAAGACAUUCUGGAGGAUCCAUUUUACAGUCCUCUCCUGGAUCUUAUUCUACUUUAAAUCAGAGCCCCAGCUCAUAUACCACUCAGGUUCCUGGCACUACAAGUUUUGCUCCAGAGUUUCAAGAACAAAUUCAGAUUUUAUCAAACCCUGGUUCUGUAAACGGUAGUUUUCAGUCAGACAUCAAGAAUGAUAUGAUAAAUAUUUCUGAUGUAAUAGAAAGAAAUGAAGAGAUAUAUAGUUCACCGAAGGUUGACAUUAAUCAAGCACUGAAAAGGCUCACACAGCAGCUAAGCUUAGAAGAUAAUUGCUCCGGAGAUAAUGAAUCAUUCUAUGAUGAUAAUGGUGUCUCGCAUGAUACAGAAUAUAAUGUACAUGGUCAAAGUUCUAUUUUUCCCAAUCAGCUGCAAGAUGAUUCAGAUCAUCGUAUUGCACAGCUAUUUCCAGGUGAUGGCAAAGGACACUAUUGGCAACCGUUUGAGGAUGACUUUUCAUGUAAUGAAGAAAAUGCGAUUCUGAAUGAAUUGCUAGGCUCCUAUAAUAAUGCAGCACCUGCUGGGUCACAAGAGACACAUCUGCACAUACCAAAUGAGAAUGAAGCAUUCCUUUCUCCGUCAAGUAAAAAGCCAGUUGAAGAGGAAGAAAGCUUUGAAUGGGCAGAUUUAGCUGUAAACGAUACUUUUAGCUGUCCAACUUCAGUGCUGCUGCCGGAAGAAGCUGAAUACUUCAAAAUUGCUACAUAUUCCCCUUCGAUGAAUGUCUACGGGAUUAACUCUGAUCAUUAUUCAACAGUAUUUGAACAAGUUCCAACAGAAAGGCCUCUUGAAGAAAAUCCAAGUUUGACUGUCUCUCAAAAGCAGCUAUUUACAAUUCAUGAAAUAUCACCUGAAUGGGGUUAUGCUCAUGAGGCUACUAAGGUUAUUGUUAUUGGAUCAUUUCUCUGUGAUCCAUCAGAUCAUGUCUGGACCUGUAUGUUUGGUGAAAUUGAAGUUCCUGUUCAGAUUAUUCACGAUGGUGUUAUUCGUUGUCAAGCCCCUCCUAGCUUGCCUGGAAAAGUUACGCUAUGUCUUACCUCUAGCAAUCGAGAAUCUUGUAGUGAAGUCAGGGAGUUUGAGUACCGUGAAUGUCCGAGUAGUUUGCCUCACAGUAAAUUGCUUGAAGCAGAAGCAAGCAAGGAUUCUGAAGAACUUCUGUUUCUUGUCAGAUUCGUGCAAAUGCUUCUUUCUGAUCCGUUAAUAUCUAAAAGGGAAAUCUCUGGAUCAGGAAUUGAGUUGCUAGGGAACGUUGAAGGUAAUGAAGAAUUGUGGAGCGGGGUUAUAGAGUCUCUUUUAGCUGGUAACUGCACUUCUUCUGGCAUAGCAAAUUGGCUUCUUCAAGAACUUCUGAAAGACAAGUUGCAACAAUGGCUUUCUUCAAGACUGCAGCAAGUAAAUGACCUGCAAGGAGGUUCCUUUUCCAAGAAAGAGCAAGGUAUAAUCCACAUGGUUGCAGGAAUGGGCUAUGAAUGGGCUUUGAAACCAAUACUGAAUUCUGGAGUCAAUGUCAAUUAUCGUGACACUAAUGGUUUUACCGCUCUCCAUUGGGCUGCACGUUUUGGGAGAGAGGAAAUGGUAGCUGCUCUCAUAGCAUCUGGUGCCUCAGCUGAGGCUGUUACUGAUCCUACCAAAGAAGCUCCAACUGGUAAAACACCGGCAUCCAUUGCUGCGGAAUAUGGAUACUUGGGUCUUGCAGGUUAUCUUUCUGAGGUGUCACUAACAAGCCAUCUUUCAUCCCUCACUAUAGCAGAAAGUGAAUUGUCUAAAAACUCCGCUAGUUUAGAAGCAGAAAGAACUAUAAAUAGCAUCUCUGACAUAAGUACAAUAACAUCUGAGGAUCAGCAGUCUUUUAGGGACUCCUUAGCUGCAGUACGAAAUACAGCUGAGGCUGCUGCACGUAUUCAAGCUGCUUUCCGUGCCCAUUCUUUCAGGAAGAGAAAAUUAAAAGAAGCUGCUGCUGCAGCUUUUAUGGCUAAUGUUGAUAGUCAAGAUCAGUACAGUCUCCUCUCAAAUGAUGCACAGAGUCUUUCAGCUGCAUCAAAACUGUUUUUCCGUAACACUCGUGAUUACAAUAAUGCUGCUUUAUCUAUACAGAAGAAAUAUCGUGGAUGGAAAAGUCGUAGGGAUUUCCUUGCAUUUCGCCAAAAAGUUGUGAAGAUACAGGCUCAUGUCAGAGGGCAUCAGGUUCGGAAAUAUUAUAAGGUAAUCUGCUGGGCUGUUGGUAUUCUGGAAAAGGUUGUUUUAAGGUGGAGACGAGGAGGAGUUGGUCUCCGAGGAUUUCGGAAUGAAUCAGAAUCAAUUGAUGGAAUUGAAGAUAAAGAUGAAGACAUUGUGACAGUGUUUCGUAAACAAAAAAUACUGAGUAUUGAUGAAGCUGUGGCAAGGGUACUAUCGAUGGUCACAUCCUCAGAGGCACGACAACAAUAUCGCCGCAUGCUUGACAAAUAUCGCCAAGCUAAGGCUGAACUUGGAGGGCCGGCAAAUGCUGCGGCAGCAGGAGAAGCAGCAUCGACUUCUCUUGAUAUGUCCAACAUGGAAAGUGAUGGCACAUACUAGUCUCUUGUACAUUUGAAACUUCCUAGCUUCUUUAGUUAGUUUUUAAACUAAGUUUUUACUAGGGCACCUGUAUUCUCAGCUCUGGGUUCCUUUUGGUUGGUUUAAGUCGGCAUGUAAGGCUUGUAGCUGUACAGUUGAUGUGUAGUGUUCAGUACUUUGAAAAUAAGUCCAUAUGAUAACCA